This is a messenger RNA of Cadophora gregata, 1788 nucleotides long. RefSeq lists its product as uncharacterized. The transcript is spliced from 3 exons. Gene Ontology annotation, cellular component: membrane. Lineage: Eukaryota; Fungi; Ascomycota; Leotiomycetes; Helotiales; Ploettnerulaceae. The record is from RefSeq and is a predicted model, not a curated record. Gene Ontology annotation, molecular function: transmembrane transporter activity. The coding region runs from base 1 to 1788 and encodes 595 amino acids. Gene Ontology annotation, biological process: transmembrane transport.
AUGGGGUCGCCUCCAGGACCAGGAGCCAAUGUCAGCGCGACAGAGAAACCAGAAGUACAAGAACCCACCUCCUCUGCGCCGGAGGCAGACAAAGCUGGCGUUGCUAUCAACCAGAAACGCUCUUCUGCUGAAGGGGAGACGAUUCCGGGUUGGACAAUUAUGAGGCCGUUGAGAAUGCGUGGACUAAAAAGCAAAGGUAGCGCGACGCACUCGAAUGGAAAUGGGCAGAGCGCGGAUAGGAAAGGGGACCUCAAAACGACAGAAACAAACGUUACCAAUGGCAGUGGGGAUGGGCCUGGAGGAGUUGGGGAAGUCGAAGCCUUGCAUGAAAUCCGCAGCAACGAUGAAUUACUCGGAUCCGAUGAUGAAGGAGUCUCAGCUCGGCGCGUUGUCGUAGAAAACUCGGCAGAAGAUGAGGUGAUAAUAACAAGUAGUGAGACUGAGUUCAAGGUGUACAAAAGACGCUGGUUUGGGUUGGUGCAACUGGUACUCUUGAAUAUAAUUGUGUCGUGGGACUGGCUUACCUUCUCCGCCAACUCUACGACCGCUGCCGAAUUCUACCACGUAACAUCCUCGAGCAUCAACUGGAUCAGUACGGCGUUUCUAUUUUCGUUCGUUGUAGCAUCUCCAGUCGUUGUCUUCACUCUUCACCGUGGAGGCCCGAAAACGGCCAUCAUAAUCGCCUCAGUUCUACUCCUAGUGGGAAAUUGGAUAAGAUACGGGGCUACAAAGGCAAGGAAGCAUGGAAAUUUUGGUGGUCUUAUGUUUGGACAGAUCUUGAUUGGAUUGGCACAACCUUUCGUACUUUCGGCUCCAUCUCGAUACUCAGACCUGUGGUUCACAAAUCGAGGAAGAGUAGCAGCUACCGCCGUCAUGAGUUUGGCAAAUCCCUUGGGUGGAGCUUUGGCCCAACUUAUUGGCCCAGCCUGGGUCAGCAAGGCUUCUGAUAUUCCGAAUCUGGUGCUAUAUGUCUCUAUCAUUGCCUCUGUUGCAACUAUUCCUUCAUUCUUCAUCGCAGCAAAGCCUCCUACACCUAGCUCUCACUCGGGAAUGCAGCCAAAGCACCAGCUUCGACCAUCCCUACGCUUCUUGCUCACAUGUCCAGAAUUCUACAUGAUCGCGAUACCAUACGCCUUUUAUGUAGGACUUUUCAACAGCAUUUCGUCACUCAUCAACCAAAUCCUUCAGCCCUACUCCUUUACCGAGGACGAGGCAGGUAUUGGAGGUGCCCUCUUGAUUGUGGUGGGUUUGGUAACAUCCGCCAUCACCUCACCGAUCAUUGACCGUACAAAGUCGUACCUGAUUGCUAUCAAAGUCUGUGUACCCAUCAUUGCCCUCUGUUAUCUAGCAUUCACUUGGGCACCUCAGACGAGAACCAUUGUCGCUCCAUAUGUCAUCUUGUCUGUUCUUGGUGCUUCGUCUUUCAGUCUCGUUCCCAUUGUCCUUGAGUAUUUGAUUGAGAUCACACAUCCUGUGGCACCUGAAGUCACUAGCACAAUUUGCUGGACCGGUGGUCAGCUCUUAGGAGGAAUUUUUAUCAUUGUGUCGGAUGCACUGCGGGCUUCGGGAGCAAAUGAUGGCACCGCAGAUGAUCAUACCAACAGACCUCCGGGAAACAUGUACAAUACCCUAAUCUUCCAGACAGUCCUUGCCCUGGUUGUUGUGCCUUUACCACUUGCACUGGGCUGCUGUGGCAGACAUAAAGGUGUGAGAAUGCGGAGAGUCGACGCUGACAGGCAAGCGGCGGAAAGGCGCUAUAUUGCCAAUGGGGGAGUAGUGGCAGUUUGA